Messenger RNA from Prunus armeniaca (apricot), 1497 nucleotides. NCBI's taxonomy places the organism in Eukaryota, Viridiplantae, Streptophyta, Magnoliopsida, Rosales, Rosaceae. The record is from the annotation of a GenBank genome assembly.
AUGGAUUGGGUUGGGGCAAUACUUGGGUUGCUUGCUCUUGUUUAUGUACUGCAAGCAUGGCUGUCCAAAAGCAAGAACAAGAAGAAGAGAUUGCCUCCUGGUCCAAGAGGGUUUCCACUUUUCGGAAACCUGCACAUGUUAGGGGAGUUCCCUCACCGGGAUCUGCAUCGACUAGCCCAAAAGCACGGCGACAUCAUGUAUCUGCGCUUAGGCCUUGCUCCUGUUGUUGUUGCCUCGUCCCCUCAGGCUGCUGAGCUGUUUCUCAAAACACAUGACCUUGUUUUUGCAAGUAGGCCACCUCUUCAAGCUGCUGAACAUAUUUCCUACGGGCAAAGGAAUUUGUCCUUUGGUGCAUAUGGCUCCUAUUGGCGAACCAUGCGUAAGAUGUGCACCCUAGAGUUGCUUAGCAGCCACAAAAUCAAUUCUUUCAAGCCCAUGAGGAAAGAAGAGCUUGCCCUCUUGACUAAGUUCAUUCAAGAGGCUGCUCGUGAUCGUGUUACUGUUGAUCUCAGUGGCAAGGUUGCGUCUCUCACUGCCGACAUGAGCUGCCUGAUGGUGUUUGGGAAGAAGUACAUGGAUAAAGAAUUUGACGAGAGGGGUUUCAAGGCUGUGAUCCAAGAGGGCAUGCAUUUAUCAGCCACCCCAAACUUUGGUGAUUUCAUUCCUUUUAUUGCUCCACUUGACCUCCAGGGGCUAACUAAGCGCAUGAAGGGUGUUAGCAAGGUGUUUGAUGCAUUUUUUGAAAAGAUCAUUGAUGAGCAUAUUCAAUCUACAGAUCAAGAAAGAACUAAGGACUUUGUUGAUGUCAUGCUGGGCUUCAUGGGGUCAGAAGAAUCCGAGUACCGAAUCGAACGCUCCAACAUCAAAGCUAUAAUUUUGGACAUGCUCGCCGGCGCAAUGGACACAACAGCGACAGCAAUCGAGUGGACGCUCUCCGAACUCAUCAAGCAUCCGCGGGUGAUGAAGAAAGUCCAGAAAGAGUUAGAAAACGUAGUGGGCAUGGAGAGGGAGGUGGAAGAAUCAGACUUGGGGAAGUUGGAGUACUUGGACAUGGUAGUAAAGGAGACCAUGAGGCUUCAUCCAGUGGCACCAUUGCUGCUUCCCCAUGCGGCCAUCGAGGACUGCAAUGUCAAUGGCUUCCACAUACCCCAAAAAUCUCGUGUUAUGAUCAACAUAUUUGCAAUUGGGAGAGACCCGAGUAUUUGGACUGAUGCAGAGAAGUUCAUACCCGAAAGGUUCGACGGUAGCAAUAUCGAUUUUCGGGGACGUGACUUUCAAUUUAUUCCAUUUGGGUCUGGCAGGAGAGGUUGCCCCGGAAUGCAAUUAGGGAUAACUAUGGUCCAGCUUGUGGUGGCACAACUUGUUCAUUGUUUUGAUUGGGAGCUUCCAAAUAAUAUGUUGCCGUCUGAGUUGGACAUGACGGAGGAGUUUGGUCUAACAGUUCCUAGGGCUAAGCAUCUAUUGGCAGUUCCUACUUAUCGCCUUCAGCAGCAAUGA